AGCAGAGGAAACGGUUCGCAAAAUGGAUGCGCGCAAACUUUCUGUUUCUAUUUGACGCGCCGGAGGACUGCGUGACUUUCAGCGUCCCUUCGCGUGGACUGGCCGGGACGGCGCGUGAGCCUCGCCGUCCGGGGGACCCCGGGCGUCCCCGGCCUCGCGCAUAACCCCCGCAUGCUGUCGGCUGGUCGCUCUCUGCUUCCUGGUUGCAAAACACCUUUUUUUUUCUCUCCCUUGAAUAAAUUGCGUUGUUAAUAUAUAAAGGAAGGUUUAUCCGAGAAUUACCCAGUGGCUACGUGGUAAUAUCGCAUGGAAUCUUAACCUUUAAUGAUUUUUUUCCCCCCGGAAUUUUUAUUUUAGUAUUUUCUUUGCUUUUUUGACGUUAUUUUAUAAGAAAAUGGGAAUGUUGCCAGCGAAGGACGGACGCCUCUGCCAAUGCUGCUGUCCGAGAGGAAAAAGGAGAAUUGACUAAAAAGGACAUUUAAAAACAAAAGGAUGGAAAAUGGGAGCAAUGCAGCGGACACAGGUCUGCUGGAACCUGUGCCACUUGAUUCCGAAAUCUUUAAGGGCAAAAUUCUGCCCGUGCUGCAGGAUGGCCACAUGUAUUCCGAGUCUGAACGCAGCUUUCGUUACACCUCUGUGCUCUUGGUGAAUAGCCCUGCCCUGCAGGAGCAGUAUUCCAAGUUCCGUGCUGAGAGAGAAGAGAGCGGUUACACGCAUGAGGAGCUAGAGGAGUCUUUCGGAUUUCUGUUACUCGAUGACGAGAACAAGGUAAACAAUCUGUGUGAAACCGGCUUAGCAGUUGGGCAUAGUGCGUGUUUCACCCUGGGCGAUCCAUCGAAAGGCGUUUAUAUCUCAAAGUACUCUGACUGCCUGGACCUGAACCCCUGGUAUCAGAGGAAGACUGGCUACGUCGUCGUGUUCAAGUUGACCAAGGGUAGGGUCAGAGCCGUCGCGGAGAACUACACCCAGAACUACACCCAACCGACACCAGGCUUCGACUGCCACAUGUCGGAACAGAUCUCCACUGUCUCCCCCGCAACCUGCUCCUUUCUGGCAUACGAGCGCACCCAGUAUUACCUGUACGAGCUGCGCCCCGGGGGCCCCCAGACCAGACGCCCCCGCCACGCGUGUCCCUUUGCUGCCGUGGCAUUCACCUACGGCGAGGCUGUGCCCACCACCUCGGUGCUACAGGAGCAGAGUUUCGGCCUGAACAAAACAGCGGUUCACUACCACCCCUGGAGCGGUCAGCUCCAGGUCGGGUCCCUGGUUUUCCCUGUGGCCCUGAGAUCCAGCGCCAGUGCCGUGCUGCCGUCGCAACUACCAGCUACUUUGAAUAUUGAACAUUUGAUCAGACUCUCGGACCUGAAGAAACUGCUACCACAAGCCAUCUUUGAGACCUGCUUCUGCAGUGAAGUUUGCUUCGAGGGCUGGUACUGCAGUCUGCAUGUGGUUUUCUCAAUGACAGCUGAGGAACAGCUUUCUCAGCUCGCACAGGAACUGAAGGAUAAAGAUCUGGCACUCAUCCUGAGGCUGAAUGACUCAGGCUUCCUGGUUUUCCUACACUCAUCUUUUUUGCUCACCUAUGAAGACAGUAUGUCGCGGCCGGAAGAUGUUCUCCAAGGUCUCUUUGUAUUCCAGAACUCUAGAGUUGUCCAGAAAGACAUGAAAAACUGGAGAUCCAAACUUCUUCUCCCAUCUGAGAUAUUAAAGGCCUUGCCAGGGUUGACCUACGCUGAGGCUGAGGUCGAGAAGUGUCCUUCCAAUCAACAGGCGGCGCCAUGCUACCUGGUGGAAAAGCACCUACAGAACUAUGCUGCCCUUAUCCAGCCGGGGAUGCGUGACAGCCCCUCUCAGGAGGCCAGCAUUUUUCCGGACCAGUAUGACGUGCCGGAUGUAUCCAAGCACCUUCGUAGUGCUCCGGGGACCACGGAAGCCAGCCGUCUGCGUCUCUUGUCAUACCUGAACCAGCCAGAAGACUAUUCCUUGCCCAUAACAAGAGUCAUGGAACUGCUGGAGGUUGGAAAGGAUGAUGAGGUUAUUGACCUAGACAAUGACACAUACUACUGCAUCUCAUCCCCAGAUGAUGCACCUGUUACUGCCACAGGUUCUUGCAAUAAUGUGAACUUGGAAGAGGGGUUGAGUGAGAAUCAGGAUUCCAUUUGCAUGCCUGGGGCAGAGUUGGGAAGUGCGAUAGUGGGAGGAGAGAAAAAGUUAAGGGAAGAACCUCAGACCCUGGUUGGGAAAGAGACUGAGGGGAUGUUUGAUGUGCCAUUGCAACCCCUUCCUUCAGAGGAUCAUGGGAGGCUUAGUAUGUUAGAGUUGGCCAGCCUUGACGGUUCUGUACAGACUUCAGGAACCCUGGCCAGUUCCUCAUUACAGGAAUUGCCCUUGGCCGAGGCCGGGGACACCACCAAGAGGGUAGCACCAUUGUUGAUCGUUCGACAAAUUGGAAAGCGCAAGAGUAGAAGGAGGAAAAGAAGAAAGGGGAAUUUGACCAUUGUCAGUCAGGAGGCCCCUGUGGGUGAGAGUUUCUUGGAGAAGACUGAAUCGGCCACCAUACAGCCAAACACAUUAAAGAGGAAGACUUACCAAUAUGGUCUGAGAACCAUCAUCACUGACUGUGGUAGGGUUUUCAUCCCACAUGGCUCCCAAGACAUUACCAGUUCUACUGUGUCUAUGACAGACACGGAAAGAGUAACGGAUGCUAUAAGCAAAGAAACUGGUGCAAGGACAGAUAGCCCACUCGUUCCGAAUGAGAGGGCAGAUGGUGAACUUUCACCCAGGGAGUGGGUGGAUAAUCAAGCUGUGCUGAUAGAAGCAGCAGAGCAACAUGUGUCACCUUUAGUGAAUGGUCAAGCUCCAGCAACAGAAGGAGCUAGUAGAUUGGCUCCAUCACUAAGGAAAGUAGAUGGACGGCUUACACUCAGAAAGACAAAGCUCAGAGGACAAAUUGUAUCUGAGGAGACCAGGGACAAAGAAGUACAACCUUCUGAGAUAGUGGACCGUGGACUGACUAUAGACAUGGAAGCCCCAUCUAUGGCGGUGACAGUAGAAAAGGGAGAUACAGAAGCUGUUAGCACGGAGGUAGCAAGUGGACAGACUUUGUGCAUUGCCAGGGAAGAUGGCCAACUCCUUCAGCCUAAUGUAGAUUCAGUCACACCUUUCACCUUUCAAUCUAUUGAAAACAGAGGAGUACCAACAAAUGUCCCUCCUCAUACCAACAUCACAGAUAAGAAGCAGCCAGAACUAUCUAUUAGUACAGCCCACCAGAAGGGAAAAAGAAAGAAUCCGCUGUGUCUAAUAAGUCCACUGUUGACUGUAUUAGGGGAUGCUAACGAAUCAGCCAUCCUGAGCAAUGAAGGACCUCGGCCAAAGAGGGGUAAAAGCUGUUUGAGUGAGAAUGAAGCAGAGAAUCUCAACAUCAACUGCGGUAACACUGUGGCUCCAACACUUGCAAACAUUUUGUCUGAUUCUAGCCUGAGAAAGGCUUUGGGCUCGGACCCUGAGCUUGGAGUACAGGUGGAAAGGGCUGAAGGAAACCCCAAGGUAAGGACCUGGCUGAGAAGGGGUAUCCCAAGGAAGUCGGACAUUGCGGAUUCUGAUGGAACACAGUGUAUUCAGAAGAGCCCAAUUCCUGUCACUAUGACAGAGAUUGAGAAACUGGUCAAGCCACUGAAGAAGCAGCUCAGGAACAGGAUAACGAAGUAUAUGAAAGAAAAUGGGUGGUUCAAUUUUGACACAACCGCUUCAUAUGGCAGUGACAAACUAACACAACCCCAAGCCCAGGGACACAAUUCUGCCGCUAGCGGGGAUCGGGGGGGAGGAGGCGUUAGCGGCACCUUGUUUGUGGGCAGUCAUAGUCCGGAAGUGGGCGCCAGCCAGUCCCCCGAUGCACUCACUUUGUUGGCCGAUUUAGCCCUUAGCGCCAGUGAUGAUAAACUCCUACAGGGCCUCAGCCCAGUUCUGGGAGCGAAGCUGGCCCCCGGGGGGCAAAAUUGUGGCACCGGCACAGAUGAUGACACCGUGGCCGGAUCUGUCCUGCACUCCUUGCUGGGACACCCGUUGCCCAAGCGUAGGCCUCGGCGCACUAAGAGGCACUUCCCCAUCAAAUCCCCAUCCCCCAAGGGUGUGAUUGUGACUGGAGAACUAGUUUUGGUCAUUUCUAAAGAGCACUCUUACUCACUGCCCCCCUCCUGUCUGCUGUUGGGUGUGUCAGGUGUGUUUUCACAGGUCCCCCCCCCAGUCCCAUCAGGUCAAACAGACAGCCACUGCGGUAACUCCCCCAUUGUCGUUGAGAAGGGUGGUACCUCCCCAUGUCAAGAGGUAAGAAGCGCACAGGAAAUGCAGCGUCUACCAGCAGAGAGCUCAAAUUGCAAUUCCAAGGGCAGGAGGAAGACAUGUCGAUGCUGGAGAAGAGUGGUGGAGGUCGAUGGUUUGCUACGUAUCACGCGACUGUGGAAGGAAAAGUAUGAGUUUUGUCUAGACAGCAAGUACACCAACAACCCCUUGGAUAAAGCGGUGACACGGGCUCUUCAUGGACCAUGGGAUUCCAGCAUUGAGGAGAAUAUCGAGCAGGUUCACCUUAUCCUUCAUAUGUGGAUUGGUCUGUUCUACAGUAAGUCAACCACCAGGUUCUUUCAGACAGACUCAGAUGGGGAAAUUUUAAGCCCUAACAGGAACCUCCAUGCAGCAAAGACUGCUCUAGAAUCUGGGUAUUCCAGGUUCACACAGGACUUUCACACAACGGAACCUGAGCCUUUGGAUCUAAGAGAAGAAAGGAAAAUAUCAGAAGAACCCUUAAGUCCAACUACAGAAAUUUUAGACCUCUCUCAGAACCAGUUGGACGUAUUAGACCUUAGUGUUCCAAAAUAUGGUAGAGAAGAGAUGUCUCAUGUAGCCAGUGAGAUGGAAAGCUCAACAUCUCUCCAUAAACCUGAUAAGCCGAUUGACCUGGCCAUCACAGAUACAGCCAGCAGAAGCAUGGUUGUGUCGUUUCUUAACAAGGAACGUAGAGGAAGUGUUGAUAGCAUUCUGGAUGAAGAGCCUGAGGAAGAGAGUGGCAACCACAGUGAUUUCCAGAAUGACUGCGGAUUUGAAUUGCAGCACUUAAGUGAACCUCCUCAAAAUGACUUUGUUUAUGAUGAAUUGUGUAGGCAUACAGGACACAUGUACAUUUCCGGAGGAAAAGUCUUAAACAUGACAUGUGAAGGAAAACAGGCCAGGGCAUUUGCAACUGUAGUGGCUAGUCAGUUAUCUGGCAAACUUGGAGGCCAUGUAGAUGGUCUUGGGAAAAAACGUACAACUUACUUACAGCCAUGCAAAUUUACCAGUAUUAGUUUUGUACCUGAUGUAAUCAAGCCACAGCUUGUUGUCACUGACAGUAAUUUACUAGAAGGCACAACCAAAAAGGAUAGCAUUUAUAACUGUAAUGUCUCUAUGCCUGUAGCAGUGCAUGAUGGGAAGGAUCACACUGUUCAACAGAGUGUUGUAAGGCCUGAUGGAAUUGAUUUGGAAGGAGGCAAGGACACUGAAAUUCUUGAGUCCGUACAAGUCGAAGUGUACUCAGACCUACUUGACCAAAGCAGACGAGAGGCAGAGGUACCACCCUGUGAUGGUCAUAACUCCGAUGUAGUUGUAGACUUUGUAGAAAGCAACACUAGCAACCAAAGCAUUGUCCCUGACAAAUGGUCAGAUGUUGAUGAUGUCCGUAACAGUGGCCAGGAUUUCAGUGAUGCGGUUGCCUCUCAGAAGAGCAAAAGCCCAGCUCCAACAUUGGAUGAGUUACCUUGUGAACCUAAACCUUGUUUUCAUAGCAAAGCGCACUCAAACAAAUUAUGGAGUAGUCAUGAUGAAACUCACACUAGCAAUGAGUGCACAUCCACUGGGGAUUUGGGUGGAAUAGAAAUUCCUAACAGCUCUCCAUCAUCUCAGCAAGCUGUUACAGAUAUUCUGACAUGUGUCUUUGAUGCCUCUGUCCAAAAUGCUGACAACAAGCCCAGUCCCGAUAGCACUUCUGAACCCAUUGUGUCCAGUAUUGAUAUGGACAUGGAGAAUGCCUUGCUCAGCUGUAACGAUUCUGGUGUCCUCUGCAGUAAAUCACCUACACAGGUGUCUCAGGAGGGCAGAUCUGUAUCUCCAUUGCACAGUCCCAGUAGAUUACACCCCAGCAGCAGCUAUAGGACAAAUGACCAGAGUAUGCCUACAUCAACCUCUCAGGAGAAUGCCUGUUUGAACAGCAGCUGUAAUUUGGAUGAAAAUCCACAAUAUAAAGAUGGAACAUCUGAUUCCGUGAAUGACUUCACGGUUACACCAGAUUCAUUACACAGUAGCAGUGGUUCUGCCGUUAAAAGGAGCUACAAUCUCCUUAAGAGCUCACAACCGGGACAUACUUCUGACUCAUUAAUGCCAAAUCUUUCUACGUCAAAUCCUCAUUGUAGUGAAUCCAGUAAUGCAGCAAAUAGUCCAGAAAGUUACAAAUCAUCUCUUAAAGACAGGCCCAGUACCCCCGAAUUGUAUUUGCAGCCCUGCUCCAGUCCUGGCAGAAGUUUGAAUUCAUCAGCAAUGUUGCAGUCACCUUCAAACAACACCAAAGUGUCUACAACUAAUCUGACGCAGUGCAACUACAGUGUCUGUUCUGAUAACAAGCACAACCAAACGGAAGAGUCAGAGGUUUCCUUUGAAAAAGAUGUAACCUGUGCAAUAGACCAGUCCAGUGACCAAUCAAGAAACUCCAUAGAUGACCUGUUGGGCAAGGUUCAGGAUGAGUCUCAUUCAGGUGCUAAGGAUCCAUCCAAGUAUAAUGUGGCGUAUGAUAAUCCUGAACCCUAUGAUGAUAGCAUUAAUAUGCCUAUAGACCAUAGUCAAAGUAGGUUGCAUUCAGACCAUAUUUCACUUGAAACUCCACCACAAGAGGAUUUUGCAUCCUGUCCCUCAAGAACAUCAGAGAACUCCGAUAGUUCACCUGAAGAGAACAUCAAAAAUUAUGAACCACAUGCCAUCAGGUCCUCCUCUUAUAAAGAAAUACCAAAUCCUGUUAAUUAUGAUUCUGACUUGUGUAGCAGUCUUUUGCAUCAGGACCUUCACUCAUCCAUUGCUGUGAAGUCCUCUAAGAAUCAGGAGUACAGUUUAGAGGACAUUCCAGCCCUGAGUAGAGUAUCUGAACACACUGUUAGCAUGGAUAACAAGAAAGAUCCCAAUGAUAAAUCAGCUACAGCAGAGGAAAUGAGAAACGUCUAUGAACAGCAAAAUGAGGAAGUUGAGGAUGAAGAGUAUAACCUGCUGGAGAAAGAAAGUUUGAACAGGUUCCCUGCUGAAGAGCGUGGGAGUGAGGACAUUUCUCAGUCUGCCCAUUGUAUCUCAGACCCUUACUUCUCUAUGAAAACUAGUAAGCAUAAAACUGAUUGCAAAAUGAAGAAACGCUUUAGCUCUGUCUACCAAAAAGUGAUAACAGAUGAACAGACUGAUAGAGAAUUCUUGGAUAACAGACAAAAAAACAGUGGACUUAUUUUUUAUAAAACGAGAAUAUCAGAAAGAAUCUCUGACUCACCUAUCACACGUUACACUGCAAACUAUAAACCUGAAACGGAUUGGACAAACUAUUGUAAGAGAAUAGAGACACUGAAACGAAAUAAGCAUCCUGUCAAAGAAGACCAUGGUAUGCCAUCCCAUUCAGCAUCGCCUAUCAUCACAGUGUUUGAUCACAAGGGAAACCGAAUGACAUACGAAAAUUAUCCCAUCGUGAAACCUGGGCCGAGCGGACGUGUCAGGAUGAUUCGGAAUUCCGGCAGUUACCUGCACAACUUUCAACAGAAGUGGGAGGAACUACACCUUGCAAGACCUGACAUGACUCAAGAUACCAUGGACCUAGAGUAUCUCAUCUUCUCUGAGAAAAUGAACCAGAUUAUCAAAAACAAUCAGAAGACCAGCAGAUCCACCCGCUAUUCCUGGAGAAGGCAGGCCAUGUCUGAUGUUGAUGUUACUUCUAAGAAUUCUGCAGUGGGUAUACAUGUUUCAAAGGAGCUCCAGAACACACGGUUACCUCUAAGAAGGUGGAAGAUGAAGGGGGACCGAACAAACAAGGCAUGGUCACGAAAGCGGAAGGCUGUCUCCUCCAUGCCCUGUGAACCACCAUUGUCCUUGCGGAGAUUGUCUCACCUGGACUGCAAGGGUGAUUCACAUCCCGCGGUCUCAGACAUCACUGUUGAAUGUGCCUCGUCGUACCACACAAUAUUGAAUGACAUCUGCUCAGGCAGAAAAUUUCUGCAGCAUACCAGCAAGCCCAAGGAGGACAGUGCUUUGCCACCAUGUGAUACAAGAGAACACAUUUUUGAACAAAUGCAAGAGGAGACCUUCAAGGAUAUGCAGGAAAAGAUCAAUGUUGCGGUCCGGCUGUCCUCCAAAACAAAAUUCAAGUUCUACAUCCUGGUGACUUCAGAUGAUUACUUCUUUGAACAGACAAAGGAGCUCCUGGUUGCAGAAGGUCAUGACUGCAUUGAGCCAGAGGACUUUGACCUGGAGGGGCAGAAACCCACAUCACCGCUUCUCAUCAUCAUAAGGAAUGAGGAUAUUGCUGAGCACAUCUACACGAUUCCACAGCUGCUGGAGCUGAAGAGAUCAGCCAGAGUGCUGUUUGCUGGGAUUGACCGACCUGAUGAUGUCCUUCACCUCACGCACCAGGAGCUCUUCGGCAACGGGGGAUUUGUGGUGUGCAACACGGAUGUUCUGUGUUCCCUGACACUGGACAACAUGAAGCGGCUGGUCCAGGCUUUGGAGGGGCUGAGCAGAAAGGGGAAGUGGCUGUGGUUCCUCCACUACCGGGACAGCCGCCUGCUGAAGGAGAAUGCCAGGCUGAGUACAGAAGCCCGGGACAGGAAGCAGUUCCUUGAAUCCUGCCAGGAGGCCGGCCUGGUCGAGACAGUUCCGUAUCACGACUGUGACAUCAUGUCACGGGAUCAACCCGAUUAUCUUCAGUGCAUGAUCCGACUACAGGCUCAGCAUAUCACAGCCCGGUUUGCCAUCUUCAUAACCGAUGUACCAGAUGAUAAUUUUGAGAACUACGGGAUUUUUGCGAUGGACAUCGACACCUUUCUACGAAUUUCUAGGAGAAUCUCAACACUUGCAGAGUUUUGUGAAUAGUUUUGCAGCAAGAAUUUAAUAUUGGGUAGGCUGUCACAGGAUGGCAUACAGUCAUGUCAAUAUGUACAUAUUUCAGACAUAUUUAUCGCUUGGUGAUGACCUCUUUCCUGAUGGAAAAGUUAAAAAGGGUUAUUUUUCCAAUCUUUCUGGCACAACCACACCACCUGUCGGUGUGAAUACAAAUGACUUCUCAUCAGCAUUAAGCUCCUUGUGCGUAAAGCAGUUUAAAGUUGUAUAAUUCAGGGUUAGGUUCUGUGUGGAUGGCAGAACAACAUCAGCACAUGAUUUUGCUACUCCUCUGCAAGUUGUUCUAUAUAUUUACAGAUGUAUUUGUUUUUGUAUACUGCUUGUAUGCCUCAGGACAGAGAAGGGGCCUCCACGUUCAACUUAGUGAAAUACAAGAAGUCUUAUUGUGACAUUUCAGAGGUCUAUUUUCUGGGUUGUCAGAAGUUAGUCUUUGUAGAACAGAUCUGACUUUUGUAAAUUUUUUUCCUAAACUAAUAAAAGUGUUUUACAGUUAA
Messenger RNA from Paramormyrops kingsleyae, 9656 nucleotides. It is a transcript of the gene tasor2, whose product is annotated as transcription activation suppressor family member 2. Gene Ontology annotation, biological process: negative regulation of gene expression, epigenetic. Gene Ontology annotation, cellular component: nucleoplasm. The record is from RefSeq and is a predicted model, not a curated record. NCBI's taxonomy places the organism in Eukaryota, Metazoa, Chordata, Actinopteri, Osteoglossiformes, Mormyridae.